CCAAACACAAAAACAAAAACAGAGACUCUCUCUCUCUCUCUCUUAUUUCCUCCAAUGGCGUCGGUUCCUCAGUUCUACGGCGAUUUCACAUUCACCAGCGAAACUCCUUCGCAGCAUCUCCCCUCCCUUAAUGGUUUAGAGGCUUACGGUUCUUUAGCAUUUAACCCUCAUGAUGUCGUCUCCAGCAAUACGACGUCAUUUGACAAUCUGUACGGCUACUUUCAGGCUGACGUGUCACCGACACCGGAGACCUUUUUCCCGGAAAGGUUGGGAAUUCCCGACAUGGCGCCGGAGUUCAACAACAACAUCGGUGCUUUUGGCAGUUAUGUGUGUGAUUUUAAUAAUACACUAUACUGUCAUCAAAUUAAUGGAGAAGAAUGCUACAGCCUUUCCCCGGAGCUCAAGCCGUUUUCCUCUCCAGCCCCCUCCCUUGAUCAGUAUUGGGUAUGCACUUAUGGUGCGGCAGGAGGAAGACAAAUUCCAGCGACUGAAGAGACGAACACAAAGAUCGGAAGAUAUUCAGUCGAGGAAAGGAAAGAUAGAAUUCUGAGGUAUUUGAAGAAAAAGAACCAAAGGAACUUCAACAAGACCAUCAAGUAUGUUUGUCGUAAAACCCUAGCUGACCGGAGGGUUAGGAUUCGAGGGAGAUUUGCAAGAAACAACGAGAUAUGUGAACAACUGUCACCCUCGAAGAAUAAUACCGAGAAAGAAGAAGAAAUAUAUUCCGGGGAUGACUAUAUAGCCCAGAUGGAGCACGACGACAGUUGGCUGCAAGAAGCAAUGUCCGACAUGAUUUACUUUCCCAGCGAAUCUUUCCUUGUCGCCGGAGAUAGUCAUGAAAGGACGUGGAACUUCUGAUCUUAAGUUUUAUGUGAUAACAUUUAGACAACUAAUUUAAACAAUAGAAAUUCAUGUCUUUUAUACGAUCGACGAACGAUUGAAUUAGUAUGUACGUCCGAUUUUUAUUGGAAUCUCCUACUCUUUUCCCCGUUUUCGAG
Tarenaya hassleriana is the source of this 998-nucleotide messenger RNA. RefSeq lists its product as uncharacterized. NCBI's taxonomy places the organism in Eukaryota, Viridiplantae, Streptophyta, Magnoliopsida, Brassicales, Cleomaceae. Bases 55 to 858 code for a protein of 267 amino acids. Gene Ontology annotation, biological process: regulation of flower development. The transcript has 5 exons. The record is from RefSeq and is a predicted model, not a curated record. Gene Ontology annotation, cellular component: nucleus. Gene Ontology annotation, molecular function: protein binding.